AUGGAUCAUGCAUCUAGACUGCCACGUGGCGACAAGUCCUCAAAACUGAAUCUCAAAAUUGUCAUCGUGGGUGCCGGUCUUGGUGGACUAGCGGCAGCGAUAGCCCUUUCCCGGAGAGGCCACAAAGUGACUGUUGUUGAACAAGCACCAUUCUUAGCGGAGGUCGGCGCUGGCAUUCAGAUCCCUUCCAACUCUAGCCGUCUCCUGAUCAAAUGGGGACUGAAGCCGUAUCUUGCCGCAAAAGUGGUAACCCCUGAGAGCAUCGCCUUCAAACGCUGGCAGAACGGUGAAGUCAUUGCUCUUACCAAGCUUGUCCCUGAGUUCCAAGAGAACUUUGAUGCUCCGUACUAUGUUGUACACCGAGCACAUUUCCAUGAUGCACUAUACCAAUUAGCUCUUCAAUGGGGUGUGGAAGUCAUUCUCAACUCCAAGGUUGUUGACUACGAUGAACAUGCCCCAUCAAUCACCGUGGAGGAUGGCAAGAUCUAUACAGGAGAUCUAGUCGUCUCUUCCGAUGGCGUCAAGUCGAUCGGGAGGAGCAAAGUGCUCGACGGAGUUGACCAGUUUCCUCUGCGGACCGGCUUUGCCGCGUAUCGGGCCACUGUCGAUGUUGAGAAGAUGAAGGCUUACCCAGAUACUGCACAACUUCUCUCAAAGCCAGGCUUGAAUCUUUGGAUUGGAGAUAUGCGGCACGUCAUGACGUACACCAUCUCUGGUGGAAAGGCAUUCAACAUGGUUUUGUCACAUCCGGAUCGUUCUGACCCUGCAACCUGGACUCAACAGGGCCCUGAAACCAUUCUUUCCCAGAUGCGAGAGCACUUCACAGGCUGGGAUCCGACGCUCACCAGAAUCAUUGAUAUGAUAGACACCACCCUAAAGUGGCCUUUGCUGAGUGGUAGCCCAUUAAAAAGGUGGAUUGCCUCCUCGAAUAGACUCCUGAUCAUGGGCGAUGCAGCGCACGCCAUGGUACCAUACAUGUCACAAGGUGCUGCGAUGGCAGUCGAAGAUGCAGCAGCACUGGCUGAAGCGAUCGACCUUGUCGACGAUAUGGCUGACCUACCCCAAGCUCUGGACGUCUGGCAAUCCGUCCGUAUCUUAAGAACCAGCCAGAUGCAAGAGGCAAGUUUGAUCAAUGGAAAGCUGUGGCACUUCCCGGAUGGACCCGAGCAACGUGCCAGAGAUGCUGCCACUAGAGCUGAGGUCGAAGGCCGUCAGUUCACAACCAGUGCUAAUCAGUGGAGUGACCCAACCACCCAACGUUGGUGCUAUGGUUACGAUGCUGAAGCUGAGAUCAAAACGGCUUGGGAGGCUAGGCUACCUAGCAAAUAUUUGCUGAAUGGUCAUUGA
Molecule: messenger RNA, 1347 nt
Organism: Exophiala aquamarina CBS 119918
Lineage: Eukaryota; Fungi; Ascomycota; Eurotiomycetes; Chaetothyriales; Herpotrichiellaceae
Product: salicylate hydroxylase
Exons: 2
Coding region: 1-1347 (448 amino acids)
Biological process (GO): secondary metabolite biosynthetic process
Molecular function (GO): monooxygenase activity; FAD binding
Source: RefSeq, a predicted model, not a curated record